AUAAGAUCGUUUUAUCCUGCAUUUCCUUUCCCCUCCUACCUUUAAUUAACACUUUCCACCGUGCAUCUAAUGAUUGCCCAAUAUCUGGGGGAGCAAGAAUCUGCUACUAACUUACCAAGGGACUAAAGGGAGGAAUCUGUCCUCUACUCUAUCUCUCUUUCUCUCUAGAUCUUAAGGAUAGUACUUCUCUGCUUAGUGCGUAGAGUUGCAAUUGGUUGCUGCUGGGUAAUGGGCUGUGCCCAAUUUCGCCGUUGAACUUUGUUCGUCACAUCGCUUGAGUUGUCUGAAACCACCCCCUCCUGCGGUGCCACCAUCCGAUAAUGGCCAUCAAAGCCAUGGCGUUGCUGUCGAUUGGUUGCUUGUCCGUACCUGCUCAACCGCAGAAAGAGGGAGGCCUGAGUGGGAGAAGAGACAGCCUCAAGCCCAUCGUCGUUCAAGGAUGUCCCCCUACGUUUGUAUCUGCGCCUGGACGUCGAAUCGUUGCAGUUGGUGACUUGCAUGGUGAUAUUGCACAAGCAAGAUCUGCUCUUGAAAUGGCUGGAGUUUUGGAUCCAGCUGAUAACAAUUUGUGGAUUGGCGGAGAAACGGUAAAGGUACUUGUUCAGCUUGGGGAUGUUUUAGAUAGGGGUGAAGACGAAAUUGCCAUUUUGUCAUUGUUGCGAUCUCUAAGUAUUCAGGCAAAACAAGAAGGAGGAGCCAUCUUUCAGAUAAAUGGGAAUCAUGAAUCAAUGAAUGUUGAAGGUGAUUUUAGAUAUGUUACUCCAGAAGGAUUUGAUGAAUGCAUAGACUUCUUGGAAUAUCUGGAUGGUUGUGAUAGUAAGUGGGAAAAUGCUUUUAUUGGAUGGGCAAGGGCAUCUGAGAUUUGGAAAGAGAAGAGAAGAAAGUCCAGAAGCCAUUGGAGUGCGUUCGACCUGAUGAAGAGACAGAAGGGUGUCAGUGCAAGAUCCUUUCUUCUCAAACCAGGGGGUCCAUUAGCAUGUGAGCUGGCACGUCACCCGGUUGUUCUCCAGAUCGAUGACUGGGUGUUCUGCCAUGGUGGUCUUCUUCCUCAUCAUGUUGUCUAUGGCAUAGAGAGAAUGAACAAGGAAGUAUCUCGUUGGAUGAGUGGAAUUGCUCAUGAGGACUCUGAAAUUCCUUUUGUAGCUACAAGAGGCUAUGACAGUGUUGUUUGGAACCGUUUAUAUUCAAGAGACAGUGAGCAGAUAGGCUACAGCAGUCAGCAGAUAUCUGUGAUUGUCCAAGAGACGUUGCAUGCAAUAGGUGCCAAAACAAUAGUCGUUGGUCAUACUCCUCAGUUAUCUGGAGCCAAUUGUAAGUAUAAUGACAGUGUGUGGCGAAUCGAUGUGGGAAUGUCAAGUGGUGUCCUAAACAAGGCACCAGAGGUACUUGAAAUUGUAGAUAAUCAACCGCGGGUAAUAAAGAACAAAUCAAUGGGACCAUCCGACCUCCACGUGGUAGACUUUGUGUAACUCCACAACCUUAUUAGAUAUGUAUGCAAAUGUGGCACACCACAAGCAAUGGAUUUAACACAAGCCCCCCUUACGCUAAGCAACUAACAUGUGUGCAAGACAUUUGCAGCUCCCAAAUCCAGUUUGCUCUUGUCAGCACCCAAGAGAGAGAGAGAGAGAGAGAGUAUCCGAAGUUAGUGAGAGGUUAUUAAAGCAUCAAGUCUUGAACAACUAUUUUUUGCCAUUAAUAAGGAGAAUGCACAUAACAAAAUCCAAGCUGAAAAGGUAAAUAUUGUUUGGCUGGCACUAGUUUGACUCAGUUUGAGGUGUCAUGGACCUUUUACAUGUGAACUGCUCUAUUUGGUUUAAUGUGCUAUUGACAUAGGAACCAUGCAAACAAUAUGACGAAGCCUUCAUAGGCAGUCUAUGAUUCUCUUGAAAGAAGUCAAAAGGGAAAGAACCUCAGUUAUGAAAAAGGUGAUAGAUGAGCAAAUGUCUUACCAGGAGCUAUUUUGAAAAAGCUAUAGUUCUUCCUCAGAAAUUGAUGCAUCAUUUCUUGUGAAUCUUGGGAAUCUGCAGUUUGAAGAAAAGAGAAUGACCUUGCAGUCCCAGUACUAUUUCAGAACCUUGAUCUUCGUGUGAAUACUUAAUCAAUUCCAUCAUGUGGCAGGGGUACCGCAAAGGAGAACACAAGUAUCAUUUGUGGAAAUAGGAAGAAGCACAACAUUCGUGUUGAUCGAGAAGGAGUUAGUUCAGCAUUUUUGCCAGAUAAACUUGGUUAAUCUUUUUCAAAAUGGUGGUGACAACAGCAAUAAUGAGCCACAAGCUGCCAUGUCCUGCUACCAGUGCUUCAGCAACAGUGACUUGAACCAAUGGUAUUUUAGGCUCUGCAACACUUAAGGGGUCUGACCUAUUGACUUUUACAUGGAAAGCGAACCUCGAAAAAAGGUGCUUGCAAAGUGCUGUUCCAAAUAUGAACUGCAAGCUCAAUCAUGCUCCUGUACAGAAGUGUCUUAAAGCGUAUGCAUUCUAAUUCUCCUUAGCUAUAAUUUUUCUAUAGGGAAAAUAAGACUCGGUGUAUAUCAUGGCACCUUUGAGCAGAAUUUUUUGAUAAGAUAAUUAAGACUGAUAUGAAAUAAAAAUUUACACCUUCCCUUGAAAAUAAUGUAUUCUAUGCAU
This is a messenger RNA of Nymphaea colorata (pocket water lily), 2627 nucleotides long. RefSeq names its product shewanella-like protein phosphatase 1. The transcript has 11 exons. Gene Ontology annotation, molecular function: hydrolase activity. NCBI's taxonomy places the organism in Eukaryota, Viridiplantae, Streptophyta, Magnoliopsida, Nymphaeales, Nymphaeaceae. The record is from RefSeq and is a predicted model, not a curated record. The coding region runs from base 321 to 1469 and encodes 382 amino acids.